AUGCCUGUGCAUGAUAGACUUCCUCGUGCACAGCUUAAAGAGAAGAUCGAGGUUUUGGACUACAUAAGGCACACACAAACCACUUCAAAUGCGGCCGUUGUGAAUCAUUUCAGAAGUUUGAAGAGAUUCGCAAUUUCGCAGACCACGUUAUCAGGAUGGAGGCAGAUGGAGGACGAGCUUCGCAAGGCCCACAGAGAGUCACCAAAUCUGGAGGGCUACCGUCGGAUGCCAGUGCUGAAAUAUCCAAAUGUGAUGCAAGAUGUUGAGAAAUUCGUGGACGAAAAGGCUUCCCAGGGCGUUGAUCUUACGGACCAAUUGAUACAACAUGCUUAUUCUUACUUUAUGGGAGUUCAUGGCCAUCCUUCUGGAAGACUCUCUGGUGGUAUGCUUCAGGCUUUCAAGAAGAGGAAUGCCAUCAAGAACGGCAAGAAAAUGCUCCGUAUUGAUCCGACAGAAGGAAAUGCUGCUGAAGACUUGAGUAUGGAUACGCCAGCUCCAUUAAUGAUCACGUCACCGGAUGAAGCAGUUUUGCAAGAGACAGAAGCAUCAGCCGUGGUAGAGACCAACGGCAUGGACUUUGGUAGGAGCAUCGAAGACAUGUUUACCAAUUCUAUAGGAUUCAACACGAGACUGAUUCAUUCUGACGACAACUUUUCAUCGUUUUUCAAGAGGUCGCUGGACGGGUUUCCUCCUUUUGACCAGAUAGGUUCUCUUGAGAACCCGCGUUCCUCCGUUCUCAGCACCACCAACCUGAGCUCUCAGCAAUUGCCUUACGAGGAUUCCGCUCUUCAGAGAGCACAGAGACCAUCAAGCAGUGCGAGUACACCUUCCAAUGUCUUGGUUACCACGGAUGCCAGUCCACAGGUCACUGGUGCGGCUGAGAUUCCCAGACUGUACAAACUGGAAAAUUUCACAUACACACGUUCCACCCACCCCAACGCUGAAAAGGCCGAGAAAAUUUUAGAAAAUAUUACCAAUGGCCAUGUCACAAUAUAUAACUCGGGGACGUCUGCAAUAAUGGGUGUUUUGACGUAUUUGAAUCCGAAAAAGAUCGCCAUCAAUAACUCGGGCUACCAGGGAACCCACCAGGUGAUUGCGUUAUUAUCCAAAUUGACCGGUCUCCAAAAGAUAGGUCUUGAUGACCACGACCAACUUGAAAAAGGUGAUGUCAUGCUUAUAGAAACGCCCAUGAACCCGGAAGGUUAUUGCAUAGAUAUCUCGAGAUAUACUGCUGUUGUUCACGCAAAGGGAGCAUUGCUGAUAGUCGAUUCAACAUUGGCUCCUCCACCAUUGCAGGAUCCUUUUAAGCACAAUGCAGAUUUUAUUUUGCACAGUGCAACGAAAUACUUCUCUGGACAUUCGGACUUGCUUGCAGGCUUCAUUGUGUCGAAAUCGCAGAAGAUCAAGAAGGAUCUGAUUUCAGAGAGGUUAUCGCUAGGAACGAACAUCGCCAACUUUGACGCUUUUCUCUUGCUCAGAAGUCUGCGAACUUUCAAAAUGAGAAUCCAACAACAGUGUCUGAAUACCGAGAAGGUGAUAAAGUUUUUGACUGAGAAUUCCCACAGAUAUCCAGUCAUAUUGAAACUGCACCACUCUUCGCUGCAGCUGAACGACUUCGUCUCUGAACAACUGAACGGGUUUUACAAUCCGGUAUUUGCGGUUGAAUUCAAGUCACAGAGCGUUGCUGAAGAGCUUCUGACCAAAUUCAAGUUUCUGAGCAAUAAUAGUAACUCGGAAGGUGGUGAGACCAUUGUGGAGAUGACCAAUAAGAAUCCAGAUUUCAUGUCUGCCGUUGAUACCUCUGAAGGAGUUGAAGUUCAGGUUGGCAACCUGCUACGAUUUUCAGUUGGAUGCGAGGACUACGAAGAUCUUUUGCGUGACUUGAACCAAGCAUUGCGGGCCGUGAGCUUGAGCCACUGA
Messenger RNA from Kuraishia capsulata CBS 1993, 1920 nucleotides. RefSeq lists its product as uncharacterized. The record is from RefSeq and is a predicted model, not a curated record. Gene Ontology annotation, molecular function: pyridoxal phosphate binding; carbon-sulfur lyase activity. Gene Ontology annotation, cellular component: cytoplasm. NCBI's taxonomy places the organism in Eukaryota, Fungi, Ascomycota, Pichiomycetes, Pichiales, Pichiaceae. The transcript has a single exon. Gene Ontology annotation, biological process: transsulfuration. The coding region runs from base 1 to 1920 and encodes 639 amino acids.